ACCACUGUUUGGUGUAAAUAUAACCUCAAGUUUUGCUAUUUAUUUUGGGGCUAAAGGGUGUUAAAAUGGGGCGCAAAAUUCCAGGCCGGAAGCAUAGGGGGGUCCGAGACCCCGAGAAACAACGUGCGGAGCGCGAGAAAAGUCUUAAGGAUAAAAUAAACGCGCCCCCGAGUAACCCAGACGAACAGUACGUUCCUAAAAGUCUGCAAAGGAUCGCCGAGCUUAAGGCGAAGGUUAAAAGUGGCGAUUUUUUGCGCAAAAAGGUGAAAAAACCGCGUCCGAAGCCAUUCUUUAAACAAGGUCCGAAUGAGUCAGAUAAACAGUUUUUGUAUCGGGUGCACAAGCACUGUGCGAUGGUUAAACACGAGGCGGCUUUUGAGGAAAAAUUUGGGGUUGAGGUUCAGAGGAAUGCAGAGGGGGAGAUAGAAGGGGUUAAAAAACGGGCUAAAGACCCCGUGCAAGUGAUGGUUAAAGAAGCAAAACAGGCCAAGAAGAAGAAGAAGGAAGAAGGGCCUAAAUUAACAAAGUCGCAAAAAAGGAGAUUAAAAUUAAACGAAAAGAAGCAGAAGAGAAUUAAUGAUAAAGUUGAUGAGUUUGAGAAGUUUCAAGAUAGGGUUAAGUUUGGGGAACAAGUGCAUGAACCACCUACAUUGACUGCGCCCCGGAAGGUUAAAACGGGGGGCGAAGCCCCACGACCCGGCAAAAAAGACUUGUUGUUGAAGUCUGUUCUAAACAAAACCAGUAAUAAAGUGAUUGAUAAAACGGGAAAAAGGAAAGACUUGCCAAACGCCCUUAGGAGACAACUUGAUAAACAACAGAAGGAAGUGAUUGAAGCUUACAGGGAAUUAAAAGGCAGGAGAAGUGAAUUGUAACUAUUUUAUUAACAAAAAUACAAAAACUUUAUCAAAAUACAA
Molecule: messenger RNA, 914 nt
Organism: Tribolium castaneum (red flour beetle)
Lineage: Eukaryota; Metazoa; Arthropoda; Insecta; Coleoptera; Tenebrionidae
Exons: 3
Coding region: 66-872 (268 amino acids)
Cellular component (GO): nucleus
Source: RefSeq, a predicted model, not a curated record